CCAUCUUGUGGAUUGGAAUUUUAUGUGGUCUCCAACCUCUCACUGUAUUCAGAUCGUUUAACCAGAGGACUAACAGUACGGCUUAACUCAAACCAUGGUCCACGUUGCCUUUUACCGAAACUAUGGGAAAACCUUUAAGAAGCCAAGACAUCCCUACGAGAAGAAGCGUCUGGAUGCGGAGUUGAAGCUGGUGGGAGAGUAUGGGCUGAGGUGUAAGAGAGAGCUGUGGAGAGUACAGUAUGCUCUGAGUCAAAUUCAUAACAAUGCUAGAAUGCUUUUGACCCUAGAUGAGAAGAACCAACGCCGUAUUUUUGAGGGUGAAGCCCUUCUGAGGAGGAUGAACAGGUAUGGGUUACUAGACGAGAGCCAGAACAAGCUCAAUUAUGUGUUGGCACUCACUGUCGAGAACUUUCUGGAGCAACGUUUACAGACCCUGGUGUUCAAGUCUGGUAUGGCCAAGUCCAUUCACCACGCUAGAGUGCUUAUCAGGCAGAAGCAUAUAAGGGUCAGGAGACAGGUGGUCAAUAUUCCCUCAUUUAUGGUUAGGGUGGACUCACAUAAGCACAUUGAUUUUUCAUUGAAUAGUCCUUUCGGUGGUGGACGCCCUGGGAGAGUGAAGCACAAGAACCAAAAGGCAGCUGCUAAGAAGGCUGCUGGUGGAGAUGGAGGAGACAAGGAUAAGGAAGAGUAA
Quercus lobata is the source of this 691-nucleotide messenger RNA. Its product is annotated as 40S ribosomal protein S9-2-like. Gene Ontology annotation, molecular function: structural constituent of ribosome; rRNA binding. Gene Ontology annotation, biological process: ribosomal small subunit biogenesis; translation. The transcript has a single exon. The coding region runs from base 95 to 691 and encodes 198 amino acids. Lineage: Eukaryota; Viridiplantae; Streptophyta; Magnoliopsida; Fagales; Fagaceae. Gene Ontology annotation, cellular component: cytosolic small ribosomal subunit. The record is from RefSeq and is a predicted model, not a curated record.